Messenger RNA from Theobroma cacao (cacao), 2293 nucleotides. RefSeq names its product GDP-L-galactose phosphorylase VITAMIN C DEFECTIVE 5 (VTC5) (gene VTC5). Lineage: Eukaryota; Viridiplantae; Streptophyta; Magnoliopsida; Malvales; Malvaceae. The record is from RefSeq and is a predicted model, not a curated record. Gene Ontology annotation, biological process: glucose metabolic process. Gene Ontology annotation, cellular component: cytoplasm. Gene Ontology annotation, molecular function: GDP-D-glucose phosphorylase activity.
UACUUCUCACAACCAUAACCACCCAAUUCCUGCCUUGUCCUUCACUCCCCUCUUAUCUAUAUAUCUCACCCUCUUCUUUCGCUUCACACCACCCAGAAAGAAAAUCAGGGAAAAACAGGUUCAAGCUUUAUUUUUCUUCUUUGUUGUUCUUCAUAAGCAAAGCAAUUGUGAGAGUGGUCUGCUGGAGAGAGGGAGAGAGGAGAGAGGGGAGUCUUUGGUUGAAAUAGUUUAAAGGGUUUCUUGGGGCUUUGGUUUAGGGGGUAACACCCAGGGUAGACAAAUUGUGGACAUCACGGCUAUAUACAAAGUUUCUCGGCCUCUUAUUCAUGUCCGAACUGUACGACGGAAGGGUUGUGUGAUCGAGAGCAACCCUUCGCCGCACGGCGGGCGUGGAGCUUUGCCUUCUGAAGGCGGUAGUCCUUCCGAUCUCCUCUUCCUUGCUGGUGGCGGUCUUGUCUUUUAAGAGUUUCAGCAGUCUAGUGUAGAUAGCUUUUAGUCUAUAUAUAUAGAAAAAAAAAGCAAAGAAUCCUAUCGAAGAAAGCUGUUUUAGAUCGCUCGUAAGAAGAAGAAUAAGAAGGCUGUUGUUUUCGUUCGUCUACGUAGUCGUUCUUUGUGGGUUAUCUUUAUUUGAUUUGUAUUGGAUAAAGAAAGAAAAAGGAAGAAGUAGUAGCAAAGAUGAUGCUCAGGAUUAAGAGGGUUCCCACCGUUCUUUCGAACUACCAAAAGGAUGAGGCGGAAGAGACUGCUCGCCGUAGCGGUGGGUGUGGAAAGAAUUGCCUUAGAAGCUGUUGCAUUCCAGGAGCAAAGCUUCCUUUAUAUGCUUUCAAGAAGGUGACCAAUACCCAGAGUGAAAAAGGGGUGCGUGGAAAUGAGAACAAAGAGCCUCCCGUUGCUUUUCUUGACUCACUCGUUCUUGGAGAGUGGGAGGAUCGCAUGCAAAGAGGGCUCUUUCGAUAUGAUGUCACUGCCUGUGAAACCAAGGUGAUUCCUGGUGAAUAUGGCUUCAUUGCCCAGCUGAAUGAAGGGCGCCACCUUAAGAAGAGGCCAACUGAGUUCCGUGUUGAUAAGGUCCUCCAGCCCUUUGACGGGAACAAAUUCAACUUCACCAAAGUCGGGCAAGAAGAGGUGCUUUUCCAGUUUGCAGCAAGUGAAGAUGGUGAAGUUCAGUUCUUUCCAAAUGCUCCAAUCGAUGUGGAGAAUUCUCCAAGUGUUGUUGCCAUAAAUGUUAGUCCUAUCGAAUAUGGACAUGUGCUGUUGAUCCCUCGAAUUCUCGAAUGCUUGCCCCAGAGGAUCGACCGUCAGAGCUUCUUGCUUGCACUUUGUAUGGCAGCUGAAGCUGGGAAUCCGUACUUCAGAUUGGGUUACAACAGCUUGGGUGCAUUUGCUACAAUCAACCACCUGCACUUCCAGGCUUACUACUUGGCUGUGCCCUUUCCCAUUGAGAAAGCUCCCACCAGGAAGAUAACCACUUUGAGUGAUGGAGUGAUCAUCUCAGAGCUUUUAAAGUAUCCAGUCAGAGGCCUAGUCUUUGAGGGUGGUAACACUAUCCAGGACUUGUCUGACACAGUCUCUGAUGCCUGCAUUUGCCUUCAAGAUAACAACAUACCAUACAAUGUCCUCAUCUCUGACUGUGGAAAGCGGAUCUUUCUCCUUCCACAGUGUUAUGCUGAGAAACAAGCUCUUGGGGAAGUGAGUCCAGAGCUAUUGGACACCCAGGUGAACCCAGCUGUGUGGGAAAUUAGUGGUCAUAUGGUGUUAAAAAGGAGGAAGGACUACGACGAGGCAUCUGAUGAAAAUGCUUGGAGGCUCCUUGCAGAGGUUUCUCUCUCUGAGGAGAGGUUCCGUGAGGUGAAUGCACUUAUCUUUGAAGCCAUUGCCAUUGGCGAAACCAUUGCUGAGACUCUGCUAGACGAGCCUGAUACUAAAACCCAGUCUCUUGAAAUAGAGAAUGCUAUCACCAAAAGCUCCCACCGCCCUAUGGUGGCUGGGACGCAUGAAUGCCUUGUUCUGCAGUGAGAAUCGGCAUUCAGUAAUAGAAACCCUGUUCCUUCCGGGUUCUGUUUCUAUUAUGUCAGUUUGGUAUCUUGGAUUGUGUUAGACCUUCUAUGGAUUAUGGCACUGGUAGCCUAAAUAAGCAAACUUAGUUUGCCACUGAUGUAAAGGAUAUUCAACUUUGUGUAAACUGCUAUCUCUGCUUAUUGGCUUCAUGAUGUACUUUAUUGGAUCAUGUAAAAUACAAUGUAAUGUUUGCUGUUAUGAGCUUAUAAAUGCAUGUUAUUAUGUGCUAGUAGUA